Amborella trichopoda is the source of this 805-nucleotide messenger RNA. RefSeq lists its product as uncharacterized. Gene Ontology annotation, molecular function: protein phosphatase inhibitor activity. The record is from RefSeq and is a predicted model, not a curated record. NCBI's taxonomy places the organism in Eukaryota, Viridiplantae, Streptophyta, Magnoliopsida, Amborellales, Amborellaceae. Gene Ontology annotation, cellular component: cytoplasm.
AUGACCACAGAGUUGUCUUAAAUCCUAACCCAGAUCUUUCUCUCUUAAAUCCUAAUCUCUCUUUCUCUCCUCUCUCUCUUAAAUCCUAUUGUAGAUCUCUCUCUUAAAUCCUAUGGCUCAGUGUCGGAUGAAUUAGUCCUUGCUUUCUCUCACUAACCCACUUUGCCAUUCCUCGGCUCAGAGGCGAAGAAAACAUGAAAAUGGAUGAUGCCAAAGAGAAGGAGAACACUGUUGAAGGGCAUAUGGAUGAAGAUUUCUCGGAGGAAGAUACAGACACUUUAGAUAAAAAUGGUAAAGGAAAUGAGGAAGAGAGUGCUAACAUGCCAUCUUGCCAAGCAGAGGAGGAAGUGAUUAAGAAAAAAUAUGGAGGAAUCAUACCAAAAAAGCCUCCUCUCAUUUCCAAGGACCAUGAACGUGCUUUCUUUGAUUCUGCUGAUUGGGCACUUGGAAAGCAAGGUGCACCUGCAGGCCAGAAGCCAAAAGGUCCACUGGAGGCUCUUCGGCCUAAACUUCAGCCUACCCCACACCAGCAGGUUCGUUCGAGGCGAUCAGCUUAUGCCCGUGCUGAUGGCGAAGAAGGAGGUGCUUCUGAGGAUCCAAGCUGCAAUGAGUGAGAGGAUUUUAUGGCAUUGGCAAACAUUUUCUUGUCUCCUAUUGUUUAUUUCCUUCCACAUAAAUGAGGCCAAUAGUGGUUCCUCUGUAUUUUAUACUGUAUGAGUUAUUUCUCUUCUAUGCCUGGUGUUAUAUUAUGAUGUGAUGGGGGACUUCAUUGUUCCUUUAUCGAUUUACACUCUCUACUCCGGUA